Messenger RNA from Staurois parvus, 406 nucleotides. NCBI's taxonomy places the organism in Eukaryota, Metazoa, Chordata, Amphibia, Anura, Ranidae. The record is from the annotation of a GenBank genome assembly.
ACCUAUACACACACUAUAUUGCCAAAAGUAUUGGGACACUUGCCUUUACCAAAUCGUUGGAUUCAGGUAUUCCAAUCACCUCCAUGGCCACAAGUGUAUAAAAUCAAGCACCUAGGCAUGCAGACUGCUUCUACAAAUAUUUGUGAAAGAAUGGGUCGCUCUCAGGAGCUCAGUGAAUUCAAGCGUGGUACCAUGAUAGGUUGCCACUUGUGCAAUAAAUCCAUCUGUGAAAUUUCCUUGCUACUAAAUAUUCCACGGUCAGCUGUUAGUGGUAUUAUAACAAAGUGGAAGCAACUGGGAGCAACAGCAACUCAGCCACGAAGUGGCAGGCCAGAUAAAAUUAAUGACAGAUCUGGGUCAGCGCAUGCUGAAGCGCACAGUGCACCUAAGUCACCAACUGUCUGAA